Messenger RNA from Pseudopipra pipra, 7092 nucleotides. RefSeq names its product integrin subunit alpha 8 (gene ITGA8). Gene Ontology annotation, cellular component: integrin complex; external side of plasma membrane. The transcript is spliced from 29 exons. The record is from RefSeq and is a predicted model, not a curated record. Bases 177 to 3170 code for a protein of 997 amino acids. Gene Ontology annotation, molecular function: integrin binding. NCBI's taxonomy places the organism in Eukaryota, Metazoa, Chordata, Aves, Passeriformes, Pipridae. Gene Ontology annotation, biological process: cell adhesion mediated by integrin; cell-cell adhesion; cell-matrix adhesion.
CGAGCAGGGCCGAGCGGGGCCGAGCCUCCCGCGCCGCCCCCGCCCGCGCACCGCGGCAGCCGCACCGCGCCGAUCCGCUCUGCCCCGCUCAGCUCCGCUCUGCAGUGCUCAGCUCCGCUCCGCACUGCCCAGCUCCGCUCCGCUCCGCUCCGCUCUGCCAGCGGGAGCCGGCGAGGAUGCUGCGCCUCAGCCGCGGGCGGCCCCGCCGCCGGCAGCGCCCGCUGCUCCUCUUGUCAGCGCUGCUGUGGGCGCCGGCGCUGGUGGCCUUCAACCUGGACGAGGAGAAGCGGACGGUGUACAGCGGACCGCCGGGCAGCUACUUCGGGUACUCGGUGGACUUCUACAUCCCCGACCCCAGCACGGUCAGUGUCCUGGUGGGAGCCCCCAAAGCCAACACCACGCAGCCCGACAUCGUGGAAGGAGGAGCGGUGUACUACUGCGCCUGGCCCGCCGCCCGCUGCCGGCAGAUCCCCUUCGACAACACCAACAACAGGAAAAUUAAAGUCAAUGGCACCAGGGAACCUAUUGAGUUUAAGACAAAUCAGUGGUUUGGAGCAACAGUCAAAGCUCAUAAAGAAAAAGUUGUGGCUUGUGCUCCUUUGUAUCAUUGGAGAACCCUUAAAGAUAGCCCUGAGAAGGACCCCGUUGGCACCUGCUAUGUAGCAAUUCAGAACUUCAGUGCUUAUGCAGAAUAUUCACCUUGUCGCAACAGCAAUGCAGAUCCUGAAGGACAAGGCUUUUGUCAAGCAGGUUUCAGCUUAGAUUUUUACAAGAAUGGAGACCUGAUCGUAGGCGGACCCGGUAGUUUUUAUUGGCAAGGUCAGGUAAUCACUGCAAGUAUUGCGGACAUCAUUGCAAACUAUUCCUUCAAGGAUAUUCUGAGGAAACUGGCACGAGAGAAACAAACAGGAGUGGCACCACCCUCGUAUGAUGACAAUUACAUGGGAUACUCAGUGGCUGCUGGGGAAUUUACUGGUGAUUCUGAACAAGAGCUGGUUGCUGGAGUCCCAAGGGGAGCACAGAACUUUGGCUAUGUCUCAAUUAUUAAUUCUUCAGACUUGACCUUUAUGCAGAACUUCACUGGUGAACAGAUGGCGUCUUAUUUUGGGUACACAGUUGCAGUAUCUGAUGUUAACAAUGAUGGUUUAGAUGAUAUCUUAGUUGGUGCCCCUCUCUUUAUGGAACGAGAAUUUGAGAGCAAGCCUAAAGAAGUUGGGCAAGUUUAUCUGUACCUGCAAGAAAGUGCAUUCCUCUUCAGAGAUCCUCAAAUUCUGACAGGCAUGGAAGUGUUUGGUAGAUUUGGCAGUGCAAUCACACACCUUGGAGAUCUCAAUCAAGAUGGAUAUAAUGACAUUGCUAUUGGUGCACCAUUUGCAGGAGAAGACAGAAGAGGGAAAGUUCUCAUUUACAAUGGAUACAGUAAUGGGUUAAACACUAACCCUUCCCAGGUUCUCAAUGGAGCCUGGGCCUCACAGUCCAUGCCUUCGGGAUUUGGCUUCACUCUAAGGGGAGACUCAGAUGUAGACAAGAAUGAUUAUCCAGAUUUAAUUGUGGGUGCAUUUGGAGCUGGGAAAGCCGUUGUUUACAGAGCCAGACCUGUUGUUACAGUGAAUGCUCAUCUUAUUCUGAACCCUAUGAUUGUGAAUCCAGACAACAAAACUUGUCAGCUCCCUGACUCUCAGCUUUUAGUGGCCUGCUUUACUGUAAGAGUCUGCGCAGACUUUGAAGGUCAAAGUAUUUCAGAUGAGAUAGUGCUGAAAGGUGAAUUGCAAUUAGAUUCAUUGAAACAGAAAGGAGCUGUUAAGAGGACCCUUUUCUUUGACUACCAUCAGUCGCAUCAUUACUUUUCCAUUGUGAUAGAAAGACAGAAUCAGCUCCAUUGCCAGGACUUCCUUGUUUAUCUCAGAGAUGAAACAGAAUUUAGAGAUAAAUUAUCUCCCAUUAAUAUAAACUUCAAUUAUAGUUUGGAUGAAUCCAGUUUUGAAGAUAGUUUGACUGUGAAGCCAAUACUGAACUAUUACCAGAAGAGCUCACUAACAGAGCAGGCUUACAUUCUAGUUGACUGUGGAGAGGACAACUUGUGCAUUCCUGACUUGCAGCUUUCUGCUAUGCCAGAUACAGAUCAGUUAAUAAUUGGAGAAGAAAACUGUGUCAUGCUCAUAAUAAAUCCAAGGAAUGAUGGGGAAGGAGCCUAUGAAGCUGAGUUACACAUAAAGAUUCCGCCUGAAGCAGAUUACACUGGGGUUGAACGCAACAAUAAGGCACUGCGUGUAUUGAGCUGUGAUUACAAGAUGGAAAAUGAAACUAGAAUGGUGGUUUGUGAUCUUGGGAACCCCAUGGUGGCUGGCGCAAAUUUCUCCACAGGCAUUCGAUUUUCUGUUCAGCAUUUUGAAAAUGCAGAGUCCAGCAUCAGUUUUGAGCUCCAAAUAAAAAGCUCUAACAAGAUAAAUCCCACCAGCAAUUUAGUUAACCUCCAUAUCAACGUCAGUGCUGUGGCUCAAGUACAGAUCAGAGGAGUGUCUCACCCCCCAACAAUUAUUUUGCCACUUCACAACUGGGAACCCAAAGAUGAACCUACAAAAGAAGAAGAAGUUGGUCCUUUAGUAGAACACAUCUAUGAGCUGCACAAUAUAGGACCAAGUGCCAUCAACAACACAGUUCUCCAUGUCGGUUGGCCUGUGUCCAGUCGAGAAGAAUUUCUUCUUUAUAUUCUUCACAUUCAGACACAUGGACCACUGCACUGUCAAACAAGCUCCCCCAUUAAUACAAUGCAAAUAAAGUUUGCUAUUCCACAAGACACUCCUGAACUUGCUGCUUUUUUGUAUAAUUCCACAAUUUCUCAUUACAUCAGGAGAAGGGAUGUUGCAGUGGCAGAACCUCACAGGAAAAACUCUGCAAAAAUAUUGAACUGUACAAACGUGAAGUGUGUCCUAAUUUCAUGCACUGUGGGACAACUGGAAAGAGGAAAGAGUGCCGCGCUAAAAAUCAGGUCCCGGCUCUGGGCACAAACAUUCCUGGAGAGAAAGAACGAUCUCUAUAGUCUUUCUUCCAAUGUUUCCUUCGAAGUUAAGAGCAUGCCAUAUAAGGUGCAACCAGCAAAGCUCCCCACAGGAAGCAUAGCACAUGUGUUCCAUACCAGAAACACAUGUUGUGCAGAGUUCUGUUGGUAGUGGUGCCUUCAUCUGGACUGAAGUGCUUUAUCCCAGGUGAUAGCCUGCUGUUCUCAACAAGUGUCAGAUGAUCUACCAAAUGAUCAGAUAAGCAUUUUAUUCUCUUAUUCCAGCCAGUAUAAUGCUUGUUAUUUGCUGCAGAUGAUUUACAGCAAAAUGCAAGUAAUGGCAACUGUAAAAUGUUGAAAAAUGAUAGUGCUUUUAUGUCGUUUCAUAUGUGGACAUGGCAGUGGACACUUGCCAGCUCUACAGCUUGAUGUGUUAUAUGCACCAGUUCUUUGAUGUUCCACUUGCAAAAAGAAAUAUUUGCUUGAAGUUGGGCAAAGCUUAAUAUUUUUGCUCCUUCUGAAAAAGAUCACUAGUUGUGUUUUAAAAGUUUCUAAAGAUUUAUUUGGAAGUUUAUGGUUUUCUUUUAGACAGUGAAAGGAUGGAAGAGGAAUAAAGAUUUUAAUAUUUUAAAAUUAAUUGUCAAAAGUAUGUAUCUCAUAAUCAGCUAACACUUUAAAGUUUAUAUAGAGAAGACAAUAUCGUUAAAAGAACAGAGCAUAUGUCCUUCAUUUAACUCAUACAAUGCUGUGUUCCAAUUAUGCAAGUUGAUAUUUGUGUUUAGUUUUAAUGGCAUGAAUAAUCCCAUACUCAGUAAUCAACAGAGUCAUGUAGUCAUAUUUGCAGCACUGAAGUCUUUAUUUCCAUCAUCAUGGAAUGUAGGUCUUUAUCUUGAACAGAGAGAGGGGCCAUGAUAACAAAGGUAUGUGAAAAGGUAUAUAAAUGUAAGAAAAUCUUAAUCUUUUAUAGUAAAACAUUAGAGUAAAAAUGCAUCAAAUGGAAAAUUAGCAUGAAAUUUAGUGGAGCUUAAACCAGAAUCCACUGACAUCAAUAAUAGUAUUUCUAUUAAUUUUCAUAUGCUGGGAAUUGCAGCUAUAUAUUAUACAACUGAAUGGAUUUCCUUGCUAACAGCUCUAUCAUUCAAGAGAAAUUUGUCAUUUUUUCUUAGAAGUAUUAUUAUAGUAAAUGAUACUAUCUUAUUUGAUGAAUUUCAUGUGAAAAUUGAAAAUACUUUUUUUUACAAAAAGUACAGAGUUACAAUAAGCAGCAAUUUGUUCUAUUUUAUUUUAUGAUUCUUGAGCCAGUUUGGGAGUUUAAUAAAUUAUAAUUGCUUUUCUUAAAUGUUUGAUAGCAUCUUCAGGGGGGAUACUUUAAUGUAAACUGUUUGACCAGUGUCCUACAGUGAGUAAAACUUGUUUCAGACUAAGGCUUAUACCUCCUUUUUUAGCUAUUACAUGGUGAUAGUACUUUCAUUUUAGACAUGCUUAUAUUGCUUAUGACAUAUAUUUGCAUAAACAUUUGUAAAGUGUAAGCAUAAAUUUCAAUAUUAAUUAUGACUCCAAGCUCAAGGGAGCUUUUACAUUCUAUUUUGAUAAUUUUUUCAGAGCACAUAAGAACAUCAUGCUUCAAAGGCUGGAAUCCCUGUUUCUCACCCUCUGUAACCAAAAUUGCUGAAGACUAGAGAAAGGUCAUCAUGGGCAGUAAAAGUAGUAGCAUUAGAAUAAUAAUCAAUUUAGCUACUGUUUCUUGAAGUAGCAGAAUAAAUUACGGAGAAGUUAUUUUUAUAUUUUAAAGUGUGUCUUUUAAAGGACCAGAGAGAAAAAAAUAGCUUUGUGACAAUCCCACUAGCUUGCACUGAAUUCUGACUAUAGAUGCUGGAUGUUUGCACCAGUGAAACCUAAUUCCUAUCUUUCCACAAGGGACUGCCAUUGAACCAGCAGCUUACCAUAUAUGUUCUUCUCUGCCUUGUGCUGCCUUCCAAAGGAAUCAAAGACAAUUUUGAGGACACUCUGAGUAGCACCAAAAUCAGGAGCAGAAUUCAAAAUGUACAAAAAACAGCAGCCAAAAAAUUAAUAGUUCUUUUAUCUACUAACAAUGUGCUUAAGCAUGUCACAUUUUAAAAAAAGGAAAAUAAAAGCCCCUAUAGAAACACUUUCACGAUUAACAAGUGACUUUCAUGGAACCACAACAGGGAUUCUGAAGUUAAGACUAUCAGAGAGCAUCUGUGUGUGGAUUUUAUUUCCAGUUGCAAACAAAGGCUCUGUCCAUAACUCUUGGGUUGGCUUCACCCUCAUCUCAGUACCUGAGCCAGAUGGCAUUCUUUGGCACCCUUUCCAUACAAAAAGGUGUGAGACAUUCAGCAGUAUGGAAGACCAAAAGUCAGAUGGCUCCUCUGAAGUCUGUGAGCUGUGCUUUUCAUCCUCCUGACAGAGAAGCAACCACUGUUUCCAGUGUUCAGCAUAAGAAAAUCUUGUCCUGAACAGAGAGGAAAGCCAACAUGCCUCUUAAGUACGACCAAUAUGCAACACUUGUGUAAAAAUUCCACUUCUUCGCAUUGGCCACCUUAGAUGAAAACAGAUAAAUCUCCCCCAAAAAAAUUCUCUGGCUCUGAUCCUGCAGUACUAAACCUACCACAUGGAGAAGAACUUCAGAAAUCCAAGCUGAAUAAUGCAGACUUGUCUUUAAUCAAAAUCAUAUGUAAUACUGUUGUGGACAGUAUGGGGUGGAGGAGGGACAGUCUUCUGUGGAAAUGGUGAAACACGGCAGGCAAAACUGAAGGGAUGCUUUGUUUUUUAAUUCCCCUCCAGCUUCUGCCUCAACUCUGUGGGUGUUCAGGACUUGUCCUGUCAAACUGUUCACCAGCAAUUGCAUUAGUAGCCUUGCAAGUCUUUGUGUAGAGUUUAAAGGGGGCAGCCCAGGGGCUGCGUAUUCUACUGGUAUAUAGGCAGGAGUGAGACUGAUGUCUACAAAUAAUCCACUGCUCAGGAAAUAAAUCUCGAGCACUUAGCACAACCCUUCCUUACUUUCAAAACCGAAGACAAAGAAGGAUUCAUGAAAAAGGGUAUGGGUGUGACAGGAUGGUUUCAAGAUUUUAGCAGACAAAUACUUCAUUAGCAUAGGCCCCACUCAGGCUAAAAGAGGAGAGAGAUGUGGCAGCUUUGCAGCAGCGUUCUACCUGAUACAAGACAGACCUAAUUUCUGUCGUCUGUUUGGCUCAUUGCUGAUAAUCUAAGGAUUAUAAACAUGAUGCUCUGCACUUCUAUAAGAUUACAGUUUCUUGUUUAUGUUUCAACAUUUGUCAGGCUCCAGCUGAGCUACUGAAAUUACACUGCAAAUUUCACUCGACUGUCUGCAAAGGCAGAGCAACAGAAGGAAGAGGGAAGAAGGGAGAAAGAAUUCAGAACGCAGGCGGGACAAGCAAGGCUGAGUGUUCCUGCAACACUCAUAAUUGCUUAGCAUCCUCAGGAAGAUCCACAUGUUCUUAUCUGCAUCCAUGCUGCUGGUGCUCUGUAGCUAUCAUAAGAGCUAACUUGCCUUAUUGUUUUCGUAGCCUGAGGAAAGAAAACAACACACAAAUACAGCAAACCUCUAGGAUUGGCACAUAAAAGAACACAUGGAAUGGCAGCAGAGAUACUUGUAGCUGCAUACACUGCUAUCAGCUUUGUCCAAAACCUGAUGAAAUCCACUGACCCUGAUGAAAUAGACUGUUUCCAUUGAUUUCAGCAGGAUCUCAAUAAGGCUUUGAAGUCUGGAUUGACUAUACCAAAUUUCAAACAGUGAACUGGUGCACAUGAGUCUUGUUGCUGUGCUACCAGUAAGUGGUUGUGUGAAAUAUUCAAACACCAGGCAGCAGUUUACUUCACUUCUGUCUGAGAGCACCUGUGGAGCUGAAGUAGUUCCCCAAAUUGGAUGAGAGUAGCCCAAGGAGACAGGAGUGAUUCAGUCAAAUACUAUCUGAAGAAAUAUGUAAAAGAAAACCCCUUCCACGAAGUAGUUGCCCAUUCUGAUAAUUUCCACAUUCAGGAUGAACAAUUUCAGAAGACUUUGGCUGAAGCUAUCAGUACCAGAAAUGAUGAAAUGAAAUCUUUGCAUCUUC